ACAGUAAACACACUCCCACUCAGGCUCAGACUGCAGACUGCGGACUGCGCCUCCUCGUUGCGCGGCAGCGAAGCCGAUGACCGUAGUUUCGCAGAGGUCGGGAACCGCGGCGAGGGUUUAGAACGACUGCGUUGUAGCUGAAGAAGCGACCACGCUCGACAGUGAGAUUCGAGCCGAGCGAUGAUCUGAGGAAAUCAGAAUGCUCGAGAAUUCAGCGAUUCUCGAGAGCUCUCCUGUGGCAGCCCAGCCCACGUGCCUGAAUUGAUGGACGGGUAUAUUUAGAGGCUGCGUCUGCUCAACAAGCGAGAGCCCCAUCUCUUCUGAGCUUUGAUCUUCGCAGAUUGCAGCAGGCAGGUUUGACUUGCAGAUUGCAGCUGGAGCAUCACAUUAUCAUCCCCUUUAAUGCUCUCCAACUGUUCUCGAGGAUCUCCCACGUCACAUCCGGGCUCGGCCUCGCCUUCCAAAUUCAAAUUCCAGCACAGUCGUCCCCAUGCACACUGCUGAGACUGGUCGAGAACCCGAGCGCCAGGCACCCUCGCUCCGUGUCGAGCCUGGAUUGGAUUGCAUUGCGAACCGUGUAUGCACCCGGAAGCUUGUACAUUCGAUGUCGGCAAAUCAUGCGGUCCGAGCCUAGAAGUAGCAGUACAGUAGAGGACUGGGAAGCCGAGUUGUCGCAGCAGUCGUAGUGGUUGCAGAAUCGGGCUGAGUCGAUCAACCUCGAGGUCUGGAGCCCAAGACGACAUCAGCAGCUGCAGUAGUUCAGGCUGGGGGGUUGCCAAACCAAAGAGGGCGGCAGGGCUAGAGCUUUAUAAGCGAGAGGGCGUGUGUGCAUGCACGAGAGAGGGAAGGGGGCCGGGGGAGGAGGAGGAAGAGGGAGGGAGGGAGAGAGGGAGACUGUAGUGCAGGACCCGGACAGUGAGAGGUGGAGGAAGGAGGUCAUGGUGGGGAUCAUGGGCGAGAGUCGCUCGGAGGUUUGUCCUUGUUGAUUCCGAGACUCGAGAAUAGUGGUCGUAUGCCACGCUGCAGCUGCAGCGUUGCAUGAGAGCGCACUGCUGCGACUCCUGUUGCAGCAAACCGCCGGCGAUCCGCUGCGCUUUUGUUCACAGUCAGCGGGAGGAUUUCCGCAAGUGGAGCAUACUCUGCAUGAAAGAACGGCUCCCGGGCGUCAGUGUCGCGCAGUAGGGAGCUGUCAGCAUAUUUUCUAUUGCUGUUGCAGGUAAUUCCAUCGGUCCCUCCCCUGUGCUCUGCUGCUGCUUCUACCUCUGGGGGUGAGUGAGGUAGACAAGGAGAGCAAAGUGAAUGAGAAAGAGUGAGAGAGAGAGAGGGAGAGAGGGGAGAGGGAGAGCAGAGAGCUGUCACGUCGGGCAGUUUUCGGGGCUAUAAAUUUAGCAAGCUCGUCUCUCCUGCUGCUACAUCAGGCAUCCUGGAACAAAAUUGGAAGAAGCUGACACCCAUCCUCAAUUUGUCCAGUUCCUCGGGGCGUUGUCUAUAGAAGAGAGAGUCCUCAUCAACCGCCAUUCAAUUUCCCCGGGGGUCACGCUUGAUCUUCGUACCCACUAUAUCAUCUAUCCAAUUUCGCUGUCCCUCGCUCUCGCUCUCACUCAUAGCGCUUCGAAUCACUCACACACUGCUCUCCGUCCGUCUCCAAGUUGGAAUUCCGAAGCGUGUCCAAGAACACUCUUGCAGCAGUCGCCUGGAUUGCUUUGCUUUGCUUGGCUUGGCUUGGCUUGCUGGGGUCCGAUCGGGGGAAAUGAUGAGGUCGUGUUUCGCGUUCCCGGUGAAUCCCAAGGCGACGAAGAAGAGGGGAGUGAACGUGGGCAGUCGAAUUCUGAAUUUCAGCGUCGUCCGCAACUGGAUGAGGAGGCUGGGCAGGCACCGAACGCUCAAGCGACAUGCCAUCACCGCCGGUGCGCGCUCCAACUCCUCCAUGAGGUCUACGACUGGAUCCCGGAACGCUGCCUCGGACACGGGUCCAUCCACUCUCUAUCUCGACCCACCUCAGCGUCAUCAACGGAGGCCCUCAACGAGCUCUGACUCUGCUCAGAGUGUGGUAGUUUAGUAGAUAGAGGUAGAGAUGGUACGACACUUACUCCAAAUACGCUGUUAGAUUUACACACAUGUCUGCGUGGUUCGAGCACUUCUAGUUCCAUCGGAGAAUUGAUGUACAGAAAGUGACCGGUUUGUAAGUGUCUUUAUCUUGAUUAUGUACAUAAACCAGAAUUCCUGGCUUCAUGG
Marchantia polymorpha subsp. ruderalis is the source of this 2235-nucleotide messenger RNA. The record is from the annotation of a GenBank genome assembly. Lineage: Eukaryota; Viridiplantae; Streptophyta; Marchantiopsida; Marchantiales; Marchantiaceae.